Scomber japonicus (chub mackerel) is the source of this 11940-nucleotide messenger RNA. It is a transcript of the gene otog, whose product is annotated as otogelin. Gene Ontology annotation, biological process: L-arabinose metabolic process. NCBI's taxonomy places the organism in Eukaryota, Metazoa, Chordata, Actinopteri, Scombriformes, Scombridae. The transcript has 57 exons. The record is from RefSeq and is a predicted model, not a curated record. Gene Ontology annotation, cellular component: extracellular matrix. Gene Ontology annotation, molecular function: alpha-L-arabinofuranosidase activity; protein binding.
AUGAAAGCAGACACCUUCUGGCUGGGAGACACAAAGCCUGUCGGGGUCUCUGAGGGCUCCGCUGUAAUUGCUCCUCAGACUGUCGACCACAAGGGGGCAGUGUUCAGCACUACACGAUUAACACCUGUUAAACUCACCACAGCUGAAAAGCAGAGGACCCAUUUACCUCUGUGCCUUCGCCCCGCCCACCUGCGCGCUCACCUGCGCAUAUUUUAUGCUAAUGAGCAGGUGCAGCGGUUCUUGAGGCGCGCGGCGGGCCGCUCGGGGAUGAGCCGGAUGGAGCAGCGCAGGGAGCAGCGGGAGUCCAGCCGGAGGGUUUUCACCAGCAGCGGGAGCAGCGGGAUAAAGCAGCAGAAAUGGGACACCGCUUCCCAGGGAGGGCAGGACCUUCAGACAACAGCUGCUGUAUUAGAAACCAACACGUCAUCCUCCAGUCGAUCACCGGUCAGCCGGACCGCCACGUCCAACCUGACGUCCAACCUGACGCCUUCCAGCUCAGAGAGGACACUGACCUCUGACCAAUCGUCUGCAACCACAGUGCCAUCUAGUAAAAUAUCAACUUCAUCCAUCCAAUCAACAACUAGCCGAUCAUCAACCACUAAAUCACCAUCCAGCCAAUCUUCAACCACCAAAUCACCAUCCAGCCAAUCAACAACCACUAAAUCACCAUCCAUCCAAUCAACAACUAGCCAAUCAUCAACCACUAAACCACCAUCCAGCCAAUCUUCAACCACCAAAUCACCAUCCAGCCAAUCUUCAACCACCAAAUCACCAUCCAGCCAAUCUUCAACCACUAAACCACCAUCCAGCCAAUCUUCAACCACCAAAUCACCAUCCAGCCAAUCUUCAACCACCAAAUCACCAUCCAGCCAAUCAACAACCACUAAAUCACCAUCCAUCCAAUCAACAACUAGCCAAUCAUCAACCACUAAACCACCAUCCAGCCAAUCUUCAACCACCAAAUCACCAUCCAGCCAAUCUUCAACUACUACAGCACCACCCAGCCAAUCAACAACUACCAAAUCAUCAUCCAGCCAAUCUUCAACCACCAAAUCACCAUCCAGCCAAUCUUCAACCACUAAAUCACCAUCCAGCCAAUCAACAACUACCAAAUCAUCAUCCAGACAAUCAUCAACAACUAAAGCACCAGCCAGCCAAUCUUCAACUACCAAAUCGCCAUCCAGCCAAUCUUCGACCACCAAAUCACCAUCCAGCCAAUCUUCAACCACCAAAUCACCAUCCAGUCAAUCUUCAAGCACUAAAUCACCAUCCAGCCAAUCUUCAACCACCAAAUCACCAUCCAGCCAAUCAACAACCACCAAAUCACCAUCCAGCCAAUCAUCAACCACUACAGCACCAACCAGCCCAUCACCAACAACCAAAUCACCAUCCAGCCAAUCUUCAACCACUACAGCACCAACCAGCCCAUCAUCAACCACCAAAUCACCAUCCAGCCAAUCUUCAACCACUACAGCACCAACCAGCCCAUCAUCAACCACCAAAUCACCAUCCAGCAAAUCUUCAACCACUACAGCACCAACCAGCCCAUCACCAACAACCAAAUCCCCAUCCAGCCAAUCUUCAACCACUACAGCACCAACCAGCCCAUCAUCAACCACCAAAUCACCAUCCAGCAAAUCUUCAACCAGUAAAUCACCAUCCAGUCAAUCAACAACCACCAAAUCACCAACCAGCCAAUCUUCAACCACCAAAUCACCACCCAGCCAAUCUUCAACCACCAAAUCACCAUCCAGCCAAUCAUCAACCACUACAGCACCAACCAGCCCAUCACCAACAACCAAAUCACCAUCCAGCCAAUCAUCAACCACUACAGCACCAACCAGCCCAUCAUCAACCACCAAAUCGCCAGUCCGACAGUCAUCAACCAAGACAGUGCUACGCAGUCAAUCGUCAACCAGCAAAAAAACAAGCACAGCACCAUCUAGCCAAUUAAGAACAAGCGCAGCACCAGGCAACCAGUCAUCAGUUAGCUCACUAGCAUCUAAUCGAUCACCAGCCAACAAAGCACCAAACAAGACCAAAUCUAGCCAAUCACUAUCCAGUCAAACACCACUGAGCCAAUCAUCAAAAAGCUCAAACAAAUCCUCACUCACCUCAACAUCCUCUAACCAAUCACACACCACUAAUCAAUCCAAAAGCAGCUCAAAAACACCACACCACCACUCGUUCUCUAGCUUUACGUCUCCUAACCAACCACUGUCAGGUUCAACACCACCUGACCAAUCCUGGACCAACUCAGUGAUACUAUCAAACCAGUCGUCAUCCGGUUCAGCGUCAGCAGCUAAAGCAGCCUUUUCACCAGACGAGCGUCCAGUUAAUAUUUCACAGCUCACCAGACAGACGAAAGAAGCUCUGAGGUCGUCGAUUCGUAGGACUCAAGCGGAGGCUUGUGCGUUUCCCUGUCUGAACGGAGGACAGUGUGUUCAGUCGGAGUCAUGUGACUGCAGCUUGUAUCAGGCCACCGGACACAGAUGUCAGACAGUUCCAAAUCCCGGCUUUGAGAGGGAGAUGACGUGCAGGACGUGGGGUCAGUACAACUUUGAGACCUUCGACGGCCUCUACUACUACUUCCCCGGCCGAUGCACUUACACCCUGCUGAAGGACUGUGAGGAAACCACUCAGGCCAGCAUCGUCGUCCAGGUCCACAAUGACCCGGGUUGCAACUCUGCUCCCUACACCUGCCAACGGUCCGUCAGCCUCUUCCUCCCGUGGGAGGGUGAGGUCCGGCUUCACGCCAACAAUGUUACCUUCAAAGGUCAAAGUCUGCAGCUGCCUCAUCACAUCCACGACCUGCAGCUGGAGCAGAUCUCACAGUACGUGCUGGUGACGCAGCAGCAUGGCUUCACGCUGGCCUGGGAGGGACAAAGUGGCUCCGUCUACAUCAAACUCAGCCCAGAGUUUGUUGGCAGGACCUGCGGCCUGUGUGGGAACUUCAACGCAGACGUUCAGGACGACCUGAAGACCAGCUACGGUAUUCUGACUCAUGAUAUAGAAAUGUUUGGGAACAGCUGGGUGGAGUCGGAGCCACAUCAGACCUCAUGUCCUACAGUGUCGCCUGACUUCUCUUCACCUUGCGCUGCAGUCGAUUUUCAUGUCAUGGUGAAGGUGGAGGAGGUGUGUGCCAUGCUGCUGGAUCCGCCUUUUCAGAGCUGCCACGAGUUUGUCAGCCCGCUGUCCUACAUGGCCAGCUGCUCCAACGACCUCUGCAUGUCGGGUCCCAACGGUGAUGUGGUAUGCCAGGUGUUCAGCGAGUACGCCCGGGCCUGCGCCCACGCUGACCACCCACUGCACGACUGGAGGCGGCACAUUCCUCAGUGUGUGAAGCAGUGUCCUUUGGGUCUGGAUUACAUGGAAUGCAUCAGCUGCUGCCCGGCUUCCUGCAACCUGGAGCGGACGUGCAUCGACAGCAAGCUGGCCUGCCUGGAUGGAUGCUACUGUCCUGAUGGUCUGAUCUAUGAGGACGGAACUUGUGUGACGCCCUCCGACUGUCCCUGUGAGUAUCUUGGCAUGUUUUACCCGUCUGGACAAACGCUACAGGAGGAAUGCAACAACUGCACAUGUGUGGGUGGAGUGUGGAACUGCACCGACUACAGCUGCCCAGGUGAAUGCUCGGUUACUGGCGAUAUGUAUUUUCAAUCCUUUGACGGGCGGAUCUACACCUUCCCAGCGACGUGUCAGUAUGUCCUCGCCAAGAGUCACAACUCGGGGAGGUUUACAGUCACCAUCCAGAACGCCCCCUGUGGAGCUAAUUUGGACGGGGCCUGCAUCCAAUCAGUUAACCUGGUUAUUGACGAGGAUCCAAGAACAGAGAUUACACUGAGCCAUGUUGGAGAGGUCUUCAUGGCCGGACAGUACCGCAUCUCCCUGCCCUAUUCGGACGAUAUCUUCCACAUCCAGGAGCUCUCCUCCAUGUUCCUCCAGGUGAAGACGACGUUCGGCCUGCGUCUGCAGUACAGCUGGAAGGAUUUUCGUCUCUACCUGCAGGCCGACGAGCUGUGGAAGGACGACACAAUCGGGCUGUGCGGCACCUUCAACGGCAACAUCCAAGAUGACUUCCUGUAACUCUUGUCUUCCAUCAGGUCUCCAUCCGGUAUGAUAGAAAGCACUCCUCAGCUGUUUGGAAACGCCUGGAAAGUCUCGUCAGCGUGCUCUCCCAGCCUGAGCACCCCUCAGCUCGACCCAUGUGACACCCACCAGCAGGCCGUGGCCUAUGCCUCAGAGAUGUGUGACGUACUGAACCAGGAUCUGUUCUCCGCCUGUCAUGAGUACCUCAGUCCGACGCCCUUCCAUCAACAGUGUCGCUCAGAUACCUGUAAGUGCGGGACACCCUGCCUCUGCUCUGCUCUGGCCCACUACGCUCGUCACUGCCGCAGAUUCUCCAUCAUCGUUGACUUUCGAUCGCAUGUUCCUGACUGCGCGGUCACCUGUCCCGCCACCAUGCAGUACGGCACCUGCGUGUCUUCCUGCCAGCGCCGUUGCUCCGCCCUCUCCGUCCCGCAGCACUGUGGGGAGGAGUGUGAGGAGGGCUGCGUCUGCCCUCAGGGAUCCUUCUACAACCACCGAACACACACCUGUGUGCACAGGAGCGAGUGUCCCUGCAGUUUCCUCGGGGCCGAUUACGAACCGGGAGAUGUGAUCAUGACAUCAGCAGGUGUUCAACUCUGUCUAAAUGGUAAACUGGUGUCCCAAACAUCAGACAGUGACAAGUUGUGUCCAGCAGGUCAGCUCUACCAGAACUGCUCCGAGGGAGAGGACGGCCUCCUGCCAGGAAGGGGCGUUGCCUGUGAGCACACCUGUGAAUCUUACCUGCUCAACCUCACCUGCUCGACACAUGAGCCCUGCGUGGCCGGAUGUACCUGCCCUCCCGGCUUGCUGAAACAUGGAGAUGAGUGCUUUGAACCUGCAGCUUGCCCCUGUCUGUGGAAAGGAAAGGAGUACUACCCUGGCGACAGAGUCUUCUCCCCCUGCCACCAGUGUGUUUGCCAACACGGGACGUUCCAGUGUGUGUUUCAUCCCUGUCCAUCCAUGUGCACGGCUUACGGUGAUCGCCACUACAGGACGUUUGAUGGCCUCCUCUUUGACUACGUUGGUGCAUGCAAAGUCUAUCUUAUAAAGUGCAGCGCUGAUGUGAUGCUCAGUGUAACAGCUGAGAACGUCGACUGUUUCGACAGCGGAGUCAUCUGCAGGAAAUCACUGCUGAUCAACAUAGGGAGAUCCUUCAUAGCAUUCGAUGAUGACACCGGGAAGCCAAACCCUUCCAGUGUAAUUGACAGGAAGCAGAAGAUGUUCAUCUGGCCUGCUGGAUACUUCACAGUGAUUCAUUUCCCCGAGGAAGACGUCACUGUCCUCUGGGACCGUAAGACCACCAUUCACAUCCAGGUUGGACCGCGCUGGCAGGGGAAGCUAAGCGGACUGUGUGGGAACUUUGACCUGAAGACGGUGAAUGAGAUGCGGACACCCGACAACAUCGACUCCCCAACUCCACAGGAGUUUGGAAACAGCUGGACUGCAACAGAGUGUGUGAACAGUCCAGAUAUCAGACACCCCUGCAGUCUCAGUCCUCUCAGAGAGCCUUUUGCAAAGAGGCAGUGUGCUGUGCUGCUCAGUGAAGUCUUCCAGGCCUGCCACCCAGUGGUGGAUGUUACCUGGUUCUACAUGAACUGCUUGGCAGACACGUGUGCCUGCAGCCGAGGAGGCGACUGUGAGUGUUUCUGCACCAGCGUGGGAGCGUACGCCCAGCGCUGCUGCCACCAGGGCGUUCCUGUCGACUGGCGCACCCCGUCUCUGUGUCCCUAUGACUGUGAAUUCUACAACAAAGUUCUUGGUAAAGGCCCCUUCAGGCUGAUCACCUUCAGGGAUCGGACGUCGCUGUUGGCAGCAACCAGGUCCAGUGGCUCCGUUUUCGUGCAGAAGGGAAACCUCAGCACCGCAGCUGGCUUCCUCUCGCAGUUCAUGAUGACGCCGGGCCUCAGCAGAGCCCGACCUCACGACACAUCACUGGUUUCCUUUGAGGCCGCAGACAGACCCAACUACUUCCUGUAUGCAAGCCCCAGUGGUCAGGUCAGGCUGGCCAAGUGGGAGGAGAGUGAGGCAUUCUGGGACGGGGCAACCUUCGUGCUCCACAAGGACACCUGGAUUCCCGGCUUCGACUCACUGGAGUCUUACACCAAGCCCGGCUUCUUCAUGCAUGCCACCCUGCCUCGCCUCCACCUGCUCAAAUACAGACACAGCGACGGCUUCCGCAAAGCCACUCUGUUCAGACUGACAGGCCCCAGCCCAGACACGCCGCCGGGUCCUCGCUGUCAGUGGAGAUACGACUCCUGCAUCACCCCCUGCUUCAAGACCUGCAGCGACCCGUCAGCUGAGGCCUGCGUCGCUAUCCCACAAGUUGAGGGCUGCCUUCCUGUCUGCCCGCCACACAUGGUCCUGGAUGAGGUCACCCGUCGGUGUGUCUAUGUUGAAGACUGCAUUAAGGUUCCAGUUGUCACAAAGCCUGUAACACCGUCCAGUCCUCAGCUUACAUCUGCAGCUGUCACCUCUGCAAUCAUCACAAGCCCUGCUGCCUCCACCACGCCUCCCAGCACCACCAUCACCACCAUCACAUCAUCUACCCCUCCACACACGGCUCCCACCACUCAAAUCACCACCAUUGUUCCUGCUGUGAGCACACAGACAACCUCAUCUGAGGCACCACCCGCCCCAGAUGAGACAACCCAACCAGCCACCACUUCUUCUUCUGCAGCUCCUGAACUCUCCACAACAGCAGCACCCCCACUUCCUCCAACAGCACCCCCUGCUGUCAGACCAGAGGUAGUGGAGCCGCUGUCUACAGUAAAAGUGACUGAAGGCCAUCCCACAGAUGUAACAAGCGCAACAGAUUGGACAGUCAGCCCGUUCAGCCCCAGCACGUCCAAGACGAGCAGUGCUCCCUUUGCCGUCACGGCUCUAUUCUGGCUCAUCUCGUCCACCAGGCCCACUGAACCCCCAAAGCCACUCUUCACCACCACAGGAACCACCCUGCAGCCAUCUACCACCACAGCACCAACCACAAGCUCCACUGAGGGGUCAACCACCAUCAUCACCUCUCCCCAUGCGGUUGUGCACCCAACUGAUGAGACAACAAAGGCCACAACACCUUCAGCCGUAGUUACUCCGAUUGUAACUGUUUCUAGUCCAGGCCCAUCUGAGGUCUCAGAGACUUCAACAGUUACAGAAAGGACUACUGUUCCCAGGACAACCACAACCACGGUGUACACAGACACCAGCACAAAGCCUGUAACAGUGGAGAGAGUUCCUCCAACAACAACUACGCCCAUCCCACCUGGUUUACCAAGCACAUCCUCCACAACCACUUCCCCUCCCCUGACCUCACCUCUUGUUGAAACAGGACCUGUAACUCUGUCAACAGUCUCUUCAGCAAAGACCACAGAAUCAGUCACACCAGUCGCACCUUUCACUACCAGUAAAACAACAUCUUACAUGAGUCCAGAGACAACAAUACCACCUGUUGCUGUGGUAACCACAGAGAGGAUUGUUCACACCAGCCCUACUGAACUGACAACCUCCAAAACGGCUCCUGAGUUACCAACAUCAACCCCAGUCCAUGUUGCACUGACUACAACUGCACCGCCUGCUACCUCAGCUACUACAGACUGGCAAACAUCGACAAAGAAAGUAACCGUACCUGAAUCCACUGCGUCCGAAAUACCUACAGUUACCACAACAACAGCUGCACCUCCACCUCUGAAGAUUACAGACACUACAACACUUCCUACUGUUUCCACCUCCACAACCUCUACUGAGAGGACCUCCUGGUCUACUGCCAUCCCAACAACAGCCAGAACCACUGAGACCACAACCUCAAGACCUCCAGAGAUUUCAGAAACCUCCCCAGGACCUUCUACUACAACAAAACCAGCUGUACCACCAGUGUCCCGUACAGAAACUACUACUGUACCACUGUCACCAACAGUAGAGAGCUCCACCCAUCCUGUAUCUACCACACAGACCUCCGAGCCAUGGCGACCACCCCACUGGGAGACCUCCUCCACCCCAGUCUAUAGCCCCACAGCAAAGACUACACCAGAGGUCACCUCUGAAACUGUUGUCCCUGUGGUCAGUUCUACUAAACCUACUGAAGCGCCUCAACCUCCAACAACAACAAAGCCAGUCAUCACCUUGGCCACAUCAGCUGCUGCCACAACCACCGCUGCCACAACUACAGCACCUCAUGAAAUCUCUUCUACCACCACAGCCACCACAACCAUAAAAGUGGUUACACCCCAGCCUCCACUGGUGCCUGGUGCUCCUGAGACACCAUUCACCACAAUCCCUACAAGCCCUCCACCCAGUGAUGUCACCACCACACAUAGACCUGUCACCGUACAGCCAAUCACAGAGACGAUACACCCAGUAACAGGCAGAGUGGAAGUGUCAGCAACAACAGCUACAACCACACCACCUCCAUCUUGGUCUCCGCUACACACAACUACUUCUGCUGCAACUCCAAGGCAGACGACUUUUGGAGAAAAAGUCACCACACGGCUGGUGUCGACUGCAAGAGCUACAUCCACACCAACGACUACAACCACCACAAGGACGACCACGCUCAGGAUGACACCCAGAGUUCCUGUCACAACAAGAGUCACUCCCAGACUCACGUCGACUGGGAGGUCAACCAUCCGGCCUGUCACGGCAAGGGUAACCAUAGGAACUAGACCCACAACAGUAACUGUUAGAUCAACCACUCUCGGAUCACCAACUGUCACGCCAAGCCCCAACACAACAACUGUGUCAGAAGUCCCAUCUACAACCGUUGCAACAUCUGUUGAGCCGGUCACUACAGUGAGCACGACAGAGCGUGCCGAGACAACCACUACAGCUCCCGGCACAGCAACCACAACCGCCUCAGAUCGAGUGCCUGUUCCCACUCUGACAACAGUCACGGUAUCUACAGCUGUGCCCACAAUGUCCACUAGUGAGUCUACAACUUCUGAGAAAGCCAUGACGACCAAUGAGACUGAGGCAUCACCAUCACCAUCCACAUCCCAACCAGUGACUACUCUGCCUGAUGUGCUGACCUCCUCCCAGCAGCCUGAUAUCCUUACUCCCACUACAACUUCACUCCCAGCAGCCACAUCAGUCCAAACUACCACUCUGGACACAAGGGAUCAUACCAGUCCAGCAGCAACGACGCCUCCUGUACCAAUGUCUCCUUACACACCAUUGGAAACGACCAAAUACACAACAGAGGGCACAACACCCAUGGCUGUAUCACCAACAAGGAUGUGCACUCCUCCCUAUGCAGAGAUUGUUGAUGAGUGCACCAAGUACAUCUGCGUCAACCACCAGCUCGUCCUGUUCAACAAAUCCCAAAGCUGCCCCUUCAACCUCGAACCGCCUAAUUGUGGCCUGCUCGGCUUUGCCAUACUCGUCAAUGGAGACAAGUGCUGCCCUCAGUGGGACUGUCCAUGUCGCUGCUCAGUGUUUCCAGACCUGAAUGUGAUCACAUUUGAUGGGAACAGUGUUGCCAUCUACAAAGCUGCCUCUUACAUAGUGACCCAGUUGCCCAAUGAGACCGUCAGUGUCCUGGUCCAGGAGUGUCCUGCCGACUCUGAGUCACUACUCCUCUGGAAUUUCACCAACCUGUGUCUGGUGGCGCUCAACAUCACCCACAAAUCCAAUCACAUCAUCAUCAACAGGCUGCAGAGGAGGCUCUAUGUCAACUCACGCUACGCCAAGCCUCGAUUCAAAAAGUUUGGCUUUGAGAUCUACGACACUGGCAACAUGUACCUGAUCCGCACCCCGGCAGGUCUCAAGUUGCAGUGGUACCACAGCACGGGAAUGAUGGUGAUCGACACUGAGAACUCCGGCAACAAACUUCCCACCAAGGGCCUCUGUGGUUUCUGUGACGGAGACCCAACCAAUGACCUCACUUUGGCCAAUGGCACCACAGUGGGCCGGAGUGAGGAUCCAGCUGUGUUCAUUGACAGCUGGCAGGUUCCCAACACCACCAGCUACGUCAGUCACAGCCGCCGCCGCGAGCUCAACUGCUCCACCAGCGACUGCUCUAGCUGCCUGGCCAUGCUGCAGAACCCCACCUUCUCCUCCUGCCAUGCCUUCGUCCCGCCGAGCACAUUCUGUGAGGUUUGGGUCCGAGACUCGGAGUACGUAAACAACCAGUGUGUGGCACUCGCUGCUUACGUGGCUUCAUGCCACAAAUUCAACAUCUGCAUUGAGUGGAGGAGUCCAGAUUACUGCCCCUUCGUGUGUCCCGACACUCUACGAUAUCAAGCUUGUCUACCUGCCUGCACAUCUCAGUCCUGUCCCAACCACGACUUCGACUCAGACCCAGAUCAGUGCUCGGGCCUGACCGAGGGCUGCGUGUGCCCUGAAGGAACGCUCCUCCACCGGCCGUACUCCGCCCUCUGCAUCCCCCCCGAUAAGUGUGCCUGCACUGACAGCUCUGGCAUCCCUCGUGCAAACGGCGAGAUGUGGAAGGCUUCGAAAGAUGCCUGCUGCAUGUACCGCUGUGACAACGACACCAUCGCUCCUGUGGAGUACAACUGUUCCAACACGGUGGACCCUGUGUGCCGUCGAGCAGGGGAAGUGAUUAUCAGCCUGGCCGACGACACCAGCUGCUGCCCGCACAAAGUCUGCGUGUGUAACCAGACCCUGUGUGACCUUCUCCCUCCUGAGUGUAAAUAUGGGGAGAAGCUGGUGUCAUACUACAGACAGGACUCCUGCUGUCCAGACUACGUGUGUGAGUGUGAUCCUGAUCUCUGUGAAUCGGACGUUCCUACCUGCAGAGAGGACCAGACUCUAAUUGCCACCAGAGCUGAUGGCAGCUGCUGUUUGGCCCACAUGUGCAUGUGUUCUUCCUGUAUGGAGACGCCUCCUCUCUGCCAGGACGGUGAGGUGCUGACGGUGGACAGUAACACAACCGACCGCUGCUGCCCCACAUACCAGUGUGUGUGUGAGCCCUACAGGUGUUCUCAGCUCAGUUGUCCUGUUGGGAUGUCGGUGAUGUCCGUAUCCAGACCGGGUCGCUGCUGUCCCAACCAAACAUGCGAGUGUUCCUGUGACAAAAUUGCCUCCCCUAAAUGUGACUUGGGAGAGGCUGCCCAACUGGACCGAGCCUUCCUGUCCGACCCACAGAACCAGUGUGCCUGCAAAAGAUACAAGUGUGUGCGGGAGGCGGUGUGUGUGUACGGUGAGCGGGGAGUGUUACGUCCAGGUCAGACUCUGGUGGAGCACGGUGACGACGGCUUGUGUCACAGCAGGCAGUGCAGCCGCAGCCUCGACCCAUCCAGCGGCUUCCACCUGCUUCGCACCAGCAGCACCAACUGCUCCGCCCAAUGCCAACCAAAUCAGAUCUACAUCCCUCCCAAAGACCAGUCGACAUGUUGUGGCGUUUGUAAGAACAUUUCCUGCCUGUACGAACAUGAGAACGGGACGACGGCUCUCUAUAAGCCGGGGAAAUCCUGGGUGUCAAACUGCCUGAAGUUCGACUGCACAGACACUCUGUCUGGACCGACACUCAUCUCUUACUCCUUCAGCUGCCCGCCUUUCAACGAAACAGAGUGUAUGAAGAUCGGUGGAACUGUCGUAAGUUACAUGGACGGAUGCUGCAAGACGUGUAAAGAAGACGGGAGGUCGUGUCAGAAGGUGACGGUGAGGAUGACCAUCAGGAAGAAUGACUGCCGCAGCAACCGGCCGGUGAACAUCGUGUCAUGUGACGGGAAGUGUCCGUCCGCCAGCAUCUACAACUACAACAUCAACACCUACGCUCGCUUCUGCAAGUGCUGCAGGGAGACGGGGCUGCAGCGGCGCUCCGUGCAGCUCUACUGCAGCGGCAACGCCACCUGGGUCAGCUACACCAUCCAGGAACCCACCGACUGCUCCUGCCAGUGGUCCUAG